AAGCAGUCUUCUCAUAAUUAUGUAUAAUUUAUUUUCAUUAUUGUAAGAAAACUAUUUUUUCUUCUAUAAAUAAACUGAUUUUUAAUGCAUUAGAGUAUUCUAUAAUUUACCCUCCCUCCCAUACAACCUUUUUGCAUCAAUAAUCUCUAUCUUUGAGAUUAAAAAAAAAAAAAACAUCCUCUAUUCUGCAUCCCAUUCAAUGAGUUGGUGGUGGGCAGGAGCCAUAGGAGCAGCAAAGAAAAAAUUCGAAGAAGAUGAUGUACCCCGCAAGUACCAGAGUGUGGCCCUUAUUAUUGGAGUUACCGGCAUCGUUGGCAAUAGUCUGGCUGAGAUCUUGCCAUUUGCAGACACCCCAGGUGGCCCUUGGAAGGUCUACGGUGUGGCUCGCCGCCCUAGGCCAAUCUGGCAGGCUGAUCAUCUCAUUGAAUACAUCCAGUGCGAUGUCUUUAACGAACAAGAAACCCUUGAGAAGCUCUCCGUUCUCACUGAUGUAACCCAUAUCUUUUAUGUUACUUGGGCAAGCAAACCCACAGAAGCCGAGAAUUGCUUCGUGAAUGGCUCCAUGCUAAGAAAUGUUCUCAAUACAAUGAUUCCAAAUGCAGCAAACUUGCAGCACAUUUGCUUGCAAACAGGACGCAAGCAUUAUUUAGGUUCUUUCGAGUCUAUGGGCAAGAUUCAACCUCAUGAAUCUCCAUUCCAUGAGGAUCUCCCAAGGCUUAAUGCAAUCAACUUUUAUCAUACACUUGAAGACCUAUUGUUUGAUCAAGUGGGAAAGAAGGAAGGCUUGACAUGGUCAGUUCAUAGACCUGGAUUGAUAUUUGGUUUCUCACCUUCAAGCUUGAUGAAUGUGGUUGGGACUUUAUGUGUAUAUGCAACGAUUUGCAAGCAUCAGGGGCUUCCAUUAAUCUUUCCUGGGGAUCGAGUUGCAUGGGAUGGGUAUUGGGAUGCAUCAGAUGCAGAUUUGGUUGCGGAGCAUCAGAUAUGGGCAGCAGUGGAUCCUAAUGCAAAGAAUGAAGCUUUCAAUUGCAGUAAUGGGGAUGUGUUCAAGUGGAAGCAUUUGUGGAAUUCGUUGGCAGAGCAGUUUGAGAUUGAGAAUUAUGGGAUUGAAGAGGAGGGUGACAAGAGAUUGAGCUUGGUUGAGAUGAUGAAAGACAUGGGGCCGGUAUGGGAUGAGAUUGUGAGGGAGAAGGAGUUGGUGCCUACAAGAUUGGAGGAAGUUGCAGCUUGGUGGAUUGUGGAUCUGUGUUUUCAAGGAGCUUCAUUCUUGGAUACUAUGAACAAGAGCAAAGAACAUGGAUUUGUGGGGUUUAGAAACACGAAAAAUUCUUUUAUAUAUUGGAUUGAUAAAAUGAAAGCUCACAAAAUAGUUCCUUGAUUUGAGGGUUGCUUGGAGUUACUUUUGGUAAGCAUCCUGAACCAUAUUCCAACUUGAUAUUAUUUGGCUAGUAAUUGUUGUUGUUGUUGUUCUUGUUGUAAUGGAUUGAAGAGAUUGUAUUGAAAUCUUAUGUGGAAUUGGACUAUGAAUAGGCAGCUUGUUGGUGUUUAAA
Molecule: messenger RNA, 1547 nt
Organism: Hevea brasiliensis (rubber tree)
Lineage: Eukaryota; Viridiplantae; Streptophyta; Magnoliopsida; Malpighiales; Euphorbiaceae
Product: (S)-8-oxocitronellyl enol synthase CYC2
Exons: 2
Coding region: 200-1375 (391 amino acids)
Source: RefSeq, a predicted model, not a curated record